UGCUGUGAAACUUGCUAUAGAAAGUGGUCUCAAACCGUCUUGUUGGUUAGUUGUUGACGUGGCUUUGUACAUAACCAUCUGUAUACUAUGUUUUCAACCAAGAUGGGCUCUGUGAAGGGGGCCAACAUUCAGACUCUUCAGGAAAUCGCGUCCAGUGAACUAAGAGAUUUACUCCGGGAACUAGAGGGUCCCAAAGACCUCUUUAUCGACGAAGAACUGAUGACACCCCUCAAUCACAUUGCAGGUGCGACUCUAAUCAGACAGAUGGGCGUUGCCAAAAUGUUCAAACUGGGCAGCAUCAAUCCGGAGAAUGCUGUCCAGGAGAACAGAGUGUUUCUUGCACACUCUGAGAUGGUGAAUGCAAAGUUUGUUGCCGAUCACGUUCGGGAGGACAUGAAAGCGAGAAGGAAGAGACGAUAUCUGCUGAUUUGUGUGCCCAGGAAAACGAGUCUGAUGGAAAUGGUGCUGGAGCAGGAGGGAGUCCACGGACGUGUUCAGGUGUGCGAGUGGGCACUCGAGUUAAUACCUUUUGACACGGAUGUGAUGUCGAUGGAGAGGCCGAGAUUUCAUAGUCGGGUGUUUGUCGAAGGCGAUCAGACGUGGCUGCAUGACGUGGCAUCGUCUCUUAUUUCUCUCCAGAUGCUGUUUGGUACUAUCCCUACUGUUUAUGGGGUGGGCAAGUAUUCAAAGAUGGUCGCUGAAAUGGUAGAGUUCAUGACUGAAGGUGAACCGCCUGUUGUACCAUCUGAAGGUAGGAAGAUAGACGCUCUCAUCUUGAUGGAUCGUAGCUGUGACUAUGUCACUCCUCUUUGCUCUCAAGUCACAUAUCAAGGCAUUCUAGAUGACGUCUUUAAGAUCAAAAGUGGGUUUCUUGACCUCGAACCUUCUGUUACGGGAAAAGAUGGUCCAGUGAAACUACUUCUCAAUUCUGCUGCAGACAGCGUGUUUGCUGACAUUCGGGACAUGCAUUUUGUCAGCGUAUUUGGAAAGCUCCAGAAGAAGGCAAAGGAGCUGCAGUCGAGUUACUCACGUGGAAAGAGCUCGGAAUCUGUCCAGGAGAUGAAGAAAUUUGUUCAAGAGUUAGGUGGGCUGAAAAAACAGCAUCAAUCGCUUGCGAUCUACAUUGCUGCAUGCGAAGCCAUUAACAACUUCAAGACGAGUCAGAACUUUGAACAGACGCUUCGCAUAGAGCAUUUGCUUCUGGAGAAUCUAGAAGAGAAAACUUGCUUAGACCUCAUAGAAGAACUUAUCCACAGGCAAGGCAGUUUGAUUGUACCACUACGGCUACUUUGCUUAUAUUCACAAACUGAGAAUGGUAUCAGACCAAAAACUCUACAGUCUCUUCGCCACCAGUUUUUGCAGACCCAUGGCUACCACCACCUCAGUACAUUUUAUAACUUGAAAAGGGCAGGAUUGCUUGUAGAACAAGGAGAUCAGAAGGGAUCCUAUCAUGCUUUGAGACGAAGAUUACAGUUAGUUCCGAAGGGUGGUGAUCAGUAUGACCUACAAAAUCCAAUCGAUAUGGCUUACGUAUUUGGUGGUGCUUAUAGUCCAAUCAGUUGCCGUCUGGUUGAAGAAGUCCUACGACAUGGUGGAUGGUUGGGACUAGAAGAGGUUACACGUCAUGUGCCUGAAGAGCCAUUUGCGAGAGCUUUUAUUCAGAGUGCACGGGCAAACACGUCCAGAGGAUUACCGACAGCCGUCUCCCUUGGUGGCCUACCCAAAGUGACUCUCAUUUAUUUCAUUGGUGGAUGCUCAUAUUCUGAAGUAUCUGCAUUACGAUUUCUUGCUCACCAACUAGGUGUGACCUUCUACAUCGCCACUACACACUUUGUCAAUUUUGAGUCUCUUGUUGAAUCAGCCAUAGAGAAGGACAAAUGACAAUUAUGUCACAUCAUUUAGUAUCCAAGUUUGAAUUGGUUCUUGCUAGAAACGCAGCGGGUUUUGAUUUUGAUUAAAUUACACAAUAAAAUGUAUUUUCUGUGUUUGUUUCAAACUUAUUUUCAGAUAAUACAUACAGUACA
Messenger RNA from Corticium candelabrum, 2024 nucleotides. Its product is annotated as vacuolar protein sorting-associated protein 33B-like. The transcript has a single exon. The record is from RefSeq and is a predicted model, not a curated record. Bases 88 to 1881 code for a protein of 597 amino acids. Lineage: Eukaryota; Metazoa; Porifera; Homoscleromorpha; Homosclerophorida; Plakinidae. Gene Ontology annotation, biological process: vesicle-mediated transport; intracellular protein transport. Gene Ontology annotation, cellular component: CORVET complex; lysosome.